CGUGUGCGUGUGUAUGUGUGUGUGUGCGUUCGUUGACACGCGAGCGCAUGGUCCUUAUGGCAUUGGCCACGAGCCAUCAGCAGCACCCCAUCAGCAACCAGGACGACUCGAAUGCGCAGUUAAAUACGACGGGCGACGAAGAAACAUCGAAAGUCCAAAACAGCCGUAGCGAAUGCCAGAAGUUCAGAACCAGUCAAGGGACCGUAGCCUUGAUGCUUGGGUCAAGCGAGCAUCUUCGUACCUCGUGCGAGGAUCAAGUCACAGUCACUAACGCUACGCCUGGCUGUGGUUCGGCCAAUGUUAGUGAGCCUUGCGGCGUGGAUAGCAUUUUCAAUGGCGAACCAGCGAACAGACCUGUCGCCGAUCCGGUGGAAACCGGCGAGGGUAAGGUGGAAGGUAAGGCAACCAGCAGACCGAGCUCGUCCUGCAGCAGCGGCAGCAGCUCGUCCUCCUCCGACAUUCAACAGCACUUACAGUCGAUGUUCUGCUUGUUACGGCCCGAAGAAACCCUCAAGAUGGCUGUAAAGCUGGAAUCGUUACGAACGGGACGGACCAGGUAUUUGGUCGUGGUAUCACGCACAGUUACAAGCAAACGCCAUAACACCGGCACGCUCUACCUUACCGGAAGUGGUAGCAGCACCACCACCACUUCCAACGGGAACAUCUCAUCGUGGCCAUUGUCGGUGACGCCGCCGGAAACCUUCAUCAACCUACCGCCGUCCCAGCAGCAGUACCACGGUGGCCGCUCGUCCUGCACGACACUGUCCGGCACAGUGACGGCAACGGCACACAUGCGCCACAGUAGCUGCACCAGCGAAACAUUUGCCGGCAUCGAUACGUUUGUGUCCAGCGUGGACAGCUGUGUCCUGAACGUUGGUCCCAUCGGCGGCGGUCGUUUGCCCGAUGGUGCUGACGUUGCGUGUAGGAGUGUUCAAUGUGAUAGUAAAACUAAUAGUAGGUUAAUUGAAAGCGCUGCAACCGCCACCGCCGCUGCUGCUGUGCUGGGCACAACGAUCAACGGUGCGGACGGUGUCGGCGAACCUUGCGCUGCACCGUCCGGCGCGGAAGAUUUGACGCUCAGCGAUAAGCGAGACACGGAAUCGAGCGAAUCCGGGCUGCACAGCCAACAGUACCAGAGCCAGCAUUCGAUUAGCAACAGUGCCAUUAGCAUCGUGGAGGGAGGGAAAAAGAUUGAAGAGUCCUGCCUCCUUGGCAUUGAUUGUAACGAACGUACGACCGUUGGGUUGGUGCUGAAAGUGCUUGCCGACACGUCCAUACGGUUAGACGGCGAUGGAGGGUUUAGCGUCAGUUCCUGCGGCAAGCAGCACAUCUUUAAGCCGGUCUCGGUGCAGGCAAUGUGGUCCGCGUUGCAAACACUGCACAAAGCAUCGUUUAAGGCGCGCGAGCAUAACUUCUUUGCCGGCGGCCCAUCGCACGAUUGGGUGUCGUACUAUGAGGCGCACAUUGAUUCGGAUCGGUCCUGUCUCAACGAGUGGAACGCGAUGGAUUCACUGGAAAGCAGACGCCCACCGUCACCGGGUUCCAUUCGUAGCAAACCAACCGAACGCGAGGAAACGGAAAGCGUAAUACGUUCCAAGCUGAAGGAGGUGAUGAUGUCGGUGGAUCUGGACGAUGUGACGUCGAAGUUUAUACGCGGCCGGCUCGAGGAGCUGCUCGACAUGGAUUUGGGCGAGUACAAACCGUUCAUCGAUGCCGAAAUGCUCGUCAUCCUUGGCCAAAUGGAUGCGCCGACGGAGAUUUUCGAUCACGUGUACCUUGGAUCCGAGUGGAACGCAAGCAAUCUGGAAGAGUUGCAGCGGAACGGUGUCCAUCACAUACUGAACGUGACGCGCGAGAUUGACAAUUUCUUUCCGGGGCUCUUUCACUACUGUAACGUCCGUGUGUACGACGACGAGAAGACCGAUUUACUGCGCCACUGGGACAACACGUUCAAAUUCAUCUCGCGCGCCAAGAUGGAGGGCUCGAAGGUGUUGGUGCACUGUAAGAUGGGCAUCAGUCGAUCGGCUUCGGUGGUGAUUGCGUACGCGAUGAAGGCGAACGGUUGGAACUUUGAGCAUGCGCUGCGCCACGUAAAGGAGAAGCGUAGCUGCAUCAAGCCGAACAAGAACUUUCUGAUGCAGCUGGAAACGUACCAGGGCAUGCUGGACGCGAUGAAGAACAAGGAAAAGCUCCAGCGCAGCAAGAGCGAAACGAACCUCAAGCUGGCCGGUGCAAAGGAGGGCCGCUCGUUGCCGGGCAGCGAACCGACGCCACUCAUCCAGGCACUGAACGGUGCUGGUGGCCAACAAGCCGGUGGUGGUGGUAAAAAGCAAACGGUGGCGACUGCUGUGGGCAAACCUGGCCACAACAACCACGCAGACAUUGACGGUGGUGACGUUUCUUCGAGUGCUGGUAGCAUUCUCGAGAAGGAUGGUUUCGCACCAAAAGUGGAUGGAUCGGACGAGGCAGAGGUGGAUGUGGGAGGUGCUAGUAGCAGGGGACGAACACGCACACGUCAAACCAAGCUACAGUCUGCCCAUCUGCAUAAUCUAAAGCAGCUUGAGCUUGCGGGAAGCAACAGCAGCAGUGCCCAGUCGCACACGGGCCAGCAAAUUACGCUGCCAGCAACAAGUUCAGCCAGUUCCACGUCGAAGCACAGCAAAAUAAUGACCAAUCUCUUUCUACCGGCGACGGCCGCCAACAAUCCGUUCAUCCCCUGCGAAGGACGAACCUGUGCGCGUGGCACAGGGGCUUUGAAGCGUCACAAAAGUCUCUCGCCCGAUUCGUUCAAUACUCGCUGGUCGGACAACUACGAGCUUGAGUCAUCAUCGCUCGCGUACACGGAUAACUAUAUUCCGACCGUACCGAGAACGUCACGCACCCGCACCAUGCUUGAGCUGGACAAUCAAAUCGAAUGGUACGCCGGUUCGGGCGCCACUACCGGACGGCGGAAACAGCAGAGCUACUCUUUGGAACAUUUGCACGGCGGUGCGCUCGAUAUGCGGUCGCCCUGUACCGAAACGAAAACGAUUCGCAUGCCGUGCGGCAACGGGCAGAACUACAGCGUUUCGCCGAACCAGAUAGUGCACCUGCAGGACAAGCUGCCAGCGAACGAUAUGCGUAAAAAGGUUUCCUCCAUCCUAGCGGCAACCGGCGCCACGGCUACAACGGCCAAACCAACGCGAUCGGAUAGCUUCAUCCGGAAACUGUUUCCCAACGCCAGCAGCAACGGCGGACCAGGGACCAGUGAGCAGGAUUCAGGAGGCCUCCCGUCUCAGCCACUUACUACACCAGUGCCAUCCACCGUACCGUUGUCGUCUUCAAUACUGCUAGGGUCCACGGUGAAAGCGAUUGUCAGCGAGCUGGAGUGUAAUAGCGGGAGCAACAUACCGGUCGCCCCGCCACCACUGCUAGCGGAUCCCGGUACCAUACUGUCCCAGAGCGUUGCUCCCAUACCGAUUGCUUCCGUAGCGGCAGAAGCAGCGGCAGUUGCGGUUGCCUCCGCCAUUCGCGAAGCGACACGUAAGGAUGUUCACGAAGCGAAGGAAGCGAGCGCUGCUUCCGCCACACCGGCUGCGUCCACUGUGUCGCUGGACGCCAAAGACGACAAUCGUACGAACAAUCCGGAACAGUGGGAUCCAGGCGAUGGUCGCAGCGAACCGAUCUGUUGGACGUCUUCCUCGCAAAUCAUUCAACAGUGUGCAGCUCCUGCCGGGUUCCACGAGCUGCUACCCGCCAACGAUACAGCAGCAGCAAGUGGUGGUGGUGGGGAGUGUUGCGAACCGGCCACUGAACAGGAGACCGGCAGCUGCUGUAAGUUACCGGACACGAGCGUAAUGCGUCAAUGUUCUUGGAGCAGUUGUGAUUCGGGUUGUACCGGCAGCGAGGAAUCUCGAACGGGAGGUGCACCGGCCAGUCAACAGCGGCGCUUAACCACAUCCGGUUUGUCAGGUGUGGUGAACAGUAGCAGCACCAGUAGCAGUAGCGGUGGAACGCUUAUCGAAGAGAGGGAAGAAAUUCCCUGGCAUCCAGGGACGGUGAAACGCACGAAGAAGCGCAUAGAACAGCGCAGUACGAACGCCGCCACCGGCGUACCGAUGAAAUGGAACGCUACCUCCACGACGUUGCCGAUGCCGUCGUUGGCGACGGAAGCAAGUGCCCACGGGGACAGUUUUGCCGAUUCGUGCACCGCUCAACAACGCGCGCAAAAAGAACAGCAGGAAGAAGACUAUCCCGCCGUGCGUGAGCGGCCUGGUAUGGUUUCGUCGAGCUACGCACGCCUAUCGGCCUCCGCACCGGAUUCGUACAACCUCUACGCGGAUGCGGGCAAUCGGGUCGAAUCCGUCGGUAGUACGACGAACCCGCUGCCUGCAAAGCGUCAAGUGAAGCUGAACCAUCAACACUCGUUCGGCGGUGCUGUCGAUGACUCUCUAGCGCGAAAUCCAACCGAAUCCUCCUCCACCUCGUACUGUUUACGGGUGAGCUUUCGUGCCGGGACCGGCAGUGUUGGCGAUCGACAGCAGCAGCAGCAGCAGCAGCCGCAAGAAUCAGGAGAAGCAACCGAGGAAGAUACAUUCAAUGCAGGUAAGGUGCGAAACUUAAAGAUGAGUUUUGAAGCGAAAUCGAACGACCGGCGGCAAGGGCCAAAAAAGGUACGAUCGCUUCCAUCGUCACCGGUGGCCGUGCACGUGUCGAUGGGUGGCCAAACGAAGAGACCCCCCAAUUCAUCCUCAUCCACCGUUAGCGCAACGUCACCUUCUUCCACGCUAGGUGGGAGUUCGGUGACGGCACCAUCAGCAGGGAAAGCGGUUCUCCAGAGCAACACUCCACCGGAAGAUGUGACGGUACGGGAUCUUGUUGAUCGCUACGAGGUGCAGGGCCCACGGGUGCGACCAGGCGGCAGUAACUCACUGUCCCGGACCCAGCGACCGCGGUCGGUCUUUGAACCGCUCAAGCAAGGUGGCAGUGGUGGUAAACCGUUCGCGCCGACCACCACCAACAACCUACUGUCGCACUCCACAACGCAAUGGCGGCUCGACGAUUCCAUGCGACCACCCGUUCCUCCGCUGGUGCGUGGUUUGGUGUUAGCGCAACAUGGUGGAAGCACCACGCCGUACAACAACAACAACAGUAGUAGCAACACAACCUCCGGGUCGGGCAGUAGCGCCAAUAACAGCACCAGUAACGCUAGAAACAAUAACACCACCACAAGACUAAUGCUACCCCAGUCCGGCGGAGCGGUGGAUGGUGGCGCCUUGGCGCAGGUCGGCGGGAAACGAACGCAGCAGCACGGUAGGACACACCCGCUAGCGAAAAUUAGUCCCAGUGCGAGACAUCACCAUCAUCACCUGCACGUGCAUCACCAUCAUCAGUACAAUAUAGGGCAGCUGCAGCAGCAUCGUCACAUCGGUACCGCACCGGGACCGGGCGUAUCUGGGACGACUGGCCCCUCUGCCACUGUUACCGCCAAUGCGUACAACACGAUGUGA
Molecule: messenger RNA, 5489 nt
Organism: Anopheles maculipalpis
Lineage: Eukaryota; Metazoa; Arthropoda; Insecta; Diptera; Culicidae
Gene: ssh
Exons: 7
Coding region: 48-5489 (1813 amino acids)
Biological process (GO): protein dephosphorylation; actin cytoskeleton organization; negative regulation of actin filament polymerization
Cellular component (GO): cytoplasm
Molecular function (GO): actin binding; protein tyrosine/serine/threonine phosphatase activity
Source: RefSeq, a predicted model, not a curated record